Messenger RNA from Brassica oleracea var. oleracea, 2388 nucleotides. RefSeq lists its product as uncharacterized. The record is from RefSeq and is a predicted model, not a curated record. The transcript has 4 exons. The coding region runs from base 1 to 2388 and encodes 795 amino acids. Lineage: Eukaryota; Viridiplantae; Streptophyta; Magnoliopsida; Brassicales; Brassicaceae.
AUGUCGUCGGGCGGUAGAGGUAAACUUUCUAGGGCACAGAAAGGGAAAGCCGCGGUGAAUGUGACCGAAUCGAGUCCCGUACGAGUCGUCGAGUCGAAUUCCUCGCCCGAUUUUGAGAAGAUUCAUCGUGAAGCCAUGAUGGAUACGAAGAAUAUGGACACGCCCCAGCGAGUCCUCGUUGCUGAUUCGGCGUGGCAGCUCUGCGAGGAGAGAGAAAAUGUAACAUUAAUUUCGAGAGACGGUCAGGGUGGAGCUGAUGUUGGAGAGACUUCCCUCCCCGAUUUCGUUUCGUGUUGUUACCAUCCGGGGGGAAUCUUCGAGGAUCUUCUGGCUUUGGCAGUUGAGCAGAUGCGUCCUUCUGUCGUAGAGGGACAGUCACGGGAGAAUAUCGAGGAGACUCGUUCGACUCCUAGUAGCGUGAAAGCUUUAUUGAGGGAAUGUGAAGGAACCGGGGUGACCUUUUUGAUCCCAACUAAAUCUCAGAGGCCGUGGUCCCCUCCUUUGGGAUUUCAGUGCGUCUAUGAAUCAUACUUUCAGAAUGAGACCAAACUCUGGUUUCCAAUUCCUCGACUUAUCACAUCUUAUGUGAGACGUCGCGACGCGGCGAUAAGUCAAUUUUUCAAUGGCGCGUUCCGUACCUCGGUGGCAUUGAUGGUGACUGCGGCGGAGAUCGACAUUUCAAUGAGUGUUCGGACCCUCGAGGAGUUGACCUAUACGAAGUCCAUGGGCGAUGGUUUAUUCUCAAUCCAGAUGAGGCCCAACUACAACGUGAUCGUCGAUCAUCCGUGUAGGACGGCGCACUGGCAGCGUUUCUACUUUUAUGUCAAGUCUGACGUUGAUCACCCGGACACGGCCUCUUAUCCGGAAGAUUUCGUCUCUGAUGCUCGUGCAGUCGUUUCGCGCGUCCAAGUGAGCUGGAAGGAUAUCACCAUCGAGAGGAUUCGACGAGUGCUUGACAGAAUCUCGAGGAAGGAUUGGAGGUCUGAUCUACUGCCUUUGAUUACCGGUAACAAGCGGGCUCCUCUUCCUCUUGUGAUUUCCCUCGGACCGUCCGAAGGCCCGGAUAACGUCGACUCCUCGAGGGGGGAUCUCACAUUGAUCUCUGAACAAGAGAUUGCCGAACAGUCGGUGACUGGUGGUAAUAAGAAGAGAUCUGCUCUUGACUCCUCUGCAUCGGCCGCUUCUCAAGCGAGGUCUAAAUCUGAUGGUCCUCCAAAAAAGAAAAAGAAAAAGGAGAGGAGGAAGAAGAAAUCUGUUGAGGAACAGUCGGAGCCUGCUGAAGGCGCCGAGAAUUGUGAGACCGUUAUCGAGAAAGGUUCUUCUCGCGAUGCUGCAGCUCGGGGAGUCGUCGACUCGGACAACUCCCCGUCCAUCUCUCUGAAGAAGAAGAAGACUGCCCGCAGUCAUGAAUCGUCUACUCCGGCUGCGUCUGCUUCUGCUGCGAAGAUUCCUCCAGCUGCACCUCGGACUCUCGUUGAAGGCGGUUCGGCCUCUGAGGAUCGCCGAGUUAAGUUUCAUGACCGCGUGGAGUUCAAGUAUGUCGGCGAGACUCCUCUUUCCUUCGCCCCGACUGACUGUGCUGAGCUUGUUCGACAAAUUAAGGGUGGUCGCAAGGACUUGCCCGCUGUCAAGGACCUUAUUUUCAAGGACGCAUACGUCGACGCGGCGAGGACUAAAAUUCUGAAUGCACGGUUUGCGGAGGAUCGGGCUCAACUGGUUGAGAGGAAGAAGGCUCAGAAGGCUCAUUUCCUGGAGGAAUUCGGGGAGUUAAAGGAUAAAUUUGAGGCUGCGGUUGCAAAGGUACGAGGACUCGAGGAGGAGAAGAAGGCUUGGUUAAGGGAGAAGGCAGCCAUGGAGGAGAAGAUGGUGUCCACCGCGCUGAGACACUUGAAAGAGGUCAACAGAUUGAGGGACUCUCGAGGUUAUGAGGUUACUCACGAGCGGUUUCGUGUGCAAACGACCAUGAUUACUAAGAGCAAUAAGCGUUUCUCCCAAAUUCGAGAUCUCGAGAAGCGUCAUAGUGAGUUCGAACCAGCCAGAUCCUUGCAGAGCCAAGCUUUUGGGACAAAGAAAUGUCUCGAAACGCUUAAGGAGAGCGGGAUCGACAUUCCGCAGGAGACGAUUGACUUGUUCGCCACACAAGAGAAAGAGUACGAGGUUGCGGCUGAACGCCUAGCUGUCGGAGGGAUCCCCGAGGAGCUUCUCUGUCUUUCUCCUCUUCAUCUUCGAUCUCCUUUUCUAAACGAGAAUGUGUGGGCGACGAUCGACCCAUAUGGAUCGAAUGCGGGCCUGAUUGAUGCUGGGACCGCUGAUUUCCUUCAAACUCCCAGUAGUUCUCAAGGAGAUCCUCAGGUCGUCGAGGGGGGCUUCGACCGUGUCGAAGACUAG